AUGGCAGCAGUUCCCGGGCUCCCUGACGUUGAAGAGCCUGAGCUUGGCGACAAUGAUAUCCCAGGAGUGACCUUAGAAGGGCUCGGGGUUACGUGGGAGAAGGAUGAUACCAUCAGGGCUAGAGCUGUCAUCUCAAAGAACCUGUUGGCAUGGCCCAGCCCGAAACAUGUUGGAGUCAUCAACUUUACCACUGCGAAACAGAACGUGCUGGUUUUGUCCCAUCUUUUGGAACUUUGGUGCCCCCAAGUACCUUGUGCCAAAACGGUCAACAUCGAAGAUGUCCGUGCUGAGGUGAGGACAUUCCGGUCUAAGCUUGGUUGGGUGGAUGAUGAUGUUGCGGUGAACUGUGAUGCGAUCUCUAUCCGGGGAUUUGUGACCUACCUGGGACGACGUCACAAUGGGGAUCCAAUGAUCAAGAGCCUCUACGACAUCAUUUGGAAGUACUGGGUCCCUACCAAGAAGAAGGGCAAGAGCGAGGAAUCACUUGAAGGAGAAGAACCUGCACCUGCCAACGUCAAGAGCAAAGGGGGCCAAGAAGAAGAUGGAGAGAUGGAAGAGUUGGAGGCGGCGAGUGAUCAAGGUGAACCUCCAUGCCUGAACGAUGACUACGUGGAGAGUUGUUUGGCAGAGAGUUUGGGUGUCCCACCGCUUGCCCCUGUGGUUGAAGCUGUUCCUGACUCACAGAUUUUGCCAGGCUCUUUCGUGGAGGAGCUUCAGGACUCACAGGGUCAGCCCGUCAUUGAGUUUGUCGCCUUGCCCAAAAGGGAUCCACCCAUGAAAGUUCAGGAGGAAGCUGUGGAUGUCCCUUCUAGCCCUUCCAUCACACCGACUGAGAUUGAGAUGACGCCAGAACCUCCCCAGGUCCCACCUGCAAUUCCUGUGACCACGACAGUGAAAGACCCACUGCCUUCUGCUAAGACGUAUACUCCAGAAGACAUGGCAGUUUUGCGGGAUAGGAUCAACAUGAUCAAGUAA
Molecule: messenger RNA, 975 nt
Organism: Cladocopium goreaui
Lineage: Eukaryota; Dinophyceae; Suessiales; Symbiodiniaceae
Source: the annotation of a GenBank genome assembly